AUGUGGAGCGUAGUUGAGGAAAUCCCAAGAGUUGUGGUCCAAGAGAUGGAUGCUGGAGGGGAUAUGAUUGCUGUCAGAAGCAUCCUUGAUGCUGACAGAUUUCACUGCUGCUCUCUGGUGAGGGGGAGGAGAAAUUUCUGGGGGCACCAAUACCACAGGACAGACCUCACCCUAGAGGACAUACUGGAGAGAGGGAAGGGCGAAGGGCUUUUGAUAAGCUGGGUUUUGGGCCCCAAGGCUGAGUUCCAAGUUCUGGACAUGGUAGACUCAAAGGGAAUGUUGACAGUGAAACUGCCCAAAGAAAUAACAACUGUAGGGGCCUUCCACAGGUCCCACAAGCAGAGAGUCAAGAUAUUGGAGCCCCGGAUACCCCAACAAUGUCUGGAUUCUCUUGAGCACUGGGAGGCUGGUGUUGGGCAGCGUGGGGAGGAAGAGGGGGAGCGCCCAUUUGGAGCACCGCGGGCAUCUGAGAUAAUUUGUUUCUUGGGCAACACAAAAGCCUUUCCAGAAGGGAAGUCCUUGAGUUUAGAGGAUUUUAGAAACAUGAAGGAGAAGGAGCAGGACAUGGUGGGAGGCCUCUAGGAUCUGACUGAGAAGGAACAAAAAGAUGUGCUAAGCUGCCUCAGAGGGCAGUUGCCACUCUCUGCUAAAACUCAUCUAGAGAUGGAGGGUCUAGCAGGUCUUCUCAUAAGUAGCCUUUUCAAUGCUGCUGGGUUCUUGGUAAAGGCACAUACAGAAUCCAUUCUGGAUAUCCUGGAUGCUUUGAUUACGUCUGAGGAGCAGCUUCUUGUGGCUGAGGCCCUAGAGAAGGGGACCCUGCCCCUGUUGAAGGACCAGGUAAGAUCUGUCCUGGAGCAGAACUGGAAUGAGCAGCCCCAUGAUAUGGGCUGGGACCCUGACGCACGACUUCUCUGUGCCCUCUAUGUUGCUCUCUCCCUCCUGCUGCGGCUCGGUGAGAAGCUGACCUCAGUGCCUUCCUAA
Molecule: messenger RNA, 981 nt
Organism: Odobenus rosmarus divergens (Pacific walrus)
Lineage: Eukaryota; Metazoa; Chordata; Mammalia; Carnivora; Odobenidae
Gene: GSDMB
Product: gasdermin B
Exons: 7
Biological process (GO): pyroptotic inflammatory response; defense response to bacterium
Molecular function (GO): phosphatidylinositol-4,5-bisphosphate binding; phosphatidylserine binding; phosphatidylinositol-4-phosphate binding
Source: RefSeq, a predicted model, not a curated record